Molecule: messenger RNA, 2067 nt
Organism: Topomyia yanbarensis
Lineage: Eukaryota; Metazoa; Arthropoda; Insecta; Diptera; Culicidae
Product: putative phosphatidate phosphatase
Exons: 7
Coding region: 598-1713 (371 amino acids)
Biological process (GO): phospholipid dephosphorylation; signal transduction; phospholipid metabolic process
Molecular function (GO): phosphatidate phosphatase activity
Source: RefSeq, a predicted model, not a curated record
ACGUAGACGAGUUCGGUUGUUUGUCGAGUGUUGUUCUGUGCGCAGAUGCACAAAUUAUACUACCUGCCUCGCUCGGAUGAAGCUCAUAAUCACGAUCGGAAAAAUUAUCAUAUAACGCUUUUUUACGAUUUUUAAUCAUGUGUAUUUACUUGCAACUGCGGAGUUGUAGUGGAAACUGCUAGUUUAAAGUACUAUGCCAGUGAUAAUGAAACAGGCGCCUUGAAGUCAUAUCUGAAUACUGUGAUAUUUACAUGUGCCGUGAGCAGAUUGCCCACAAGCUGAGAGAAUGUUGUAUGGCUACGGUUAUUAUAUGAACAGUGUAUGAUUCACCUGCAUUCAAUUUAUGGUAUGUGGAUGUUGAAAUCCACGGAAGCGCACCUCGUCACAAUUGGGAACCUUAAUGUGCGCGCUGUUAAUAAAUGAGUGUACCCAAAAGGAUGAUUCCAGUGAGUCAUAUAUCCAAGCGCUAAUUUCAAAAGAACGCGUCAUUUUAUCCACCUUUGCUGUAUUAUAGAAGAGUGAUAAUUUUGCUUAAUAGUGUUGGUUCGGAGUGAAAUUCGUUCAAAAACUGAUAAGUUUCAGUUGGUGUAAUUAUAAAUGAGUGUCUCGGAAGCAGCGCCAUCUGAGGUAACACCGUUGAAGAGAAACAAUCAAGUGUUAUCACAACGUGUGAACAGUGCUCAGUCACAGUUUCACCAACCACAGCUGCAGCAGGCUGUUAUUGAGCAAGCCGGCGGGAAUAGCACCGGCAGCAGUCACAGCAAUAGUGCAGUAUCCAAUCCGAGCAGUGAAGUGCCUAUCGUAGAAAAUAAACAUAACGGCACAAUGGAUGACACCAAACGUAUAUUGGUCCGAGUGGGAAUUGAUUUUUUAAUUCUGUGUUGCGUCGGGUUCCCUAUUCUAAUAUUCUACCUCGCCGGAAACCCAUACCACCGAGGAUUUUUCUGUGACGAUGAGUCACUAAUGCAUCCAUUUCACGAAUCGACCGUCACGAAUUGGAUGCUGUACAUCAUUGGCAUCGCACUUCCCAUCGUGGUGAUAAUCUUCACCGAGUUAGUGCGGGCGCACGUGAAAAAGUCGGAUACACAGCCGCUGAAGGUUUACAACAUCACGAUUCCGUACUGGGUAGUUGAAGCAUACAAAUCAAUCGGUAUGUUUGGCUUCGGGGCCGCCUGCAGUCAGUUUCUGACCGAUGUGGGGAAGUACACUAUUGGCCGAUUGCGACCACAUUUUCUGUAUGUUUGCAGACCCGAAAUGCCUGAUGGAACUACGUGCAAAGAUGCAGUGAACCAACAUCGCUACAUCGAAGAUUUCAGGUGUACUAGUGCGGAAUCGACUCCCCGCAUGCUCAAAGAGAUGCGAUUAUCAUUCCCCAGUGGCCAUUCCAGUUUUUCCAUGUACACCCUCGUUUACUGCGCGAUCUAUCUGCAGUCUCGAAUGAACUGGAAAGGAUCGAAGUUACUGAAACACUUUCUUCAAUUUCUGCUAAUCAUGCUGGCAUGGUACACCUGUCUCAGUCGCAUCUCGGAUUAUAAACAUCAUUGGUCGGAUGUGCUGGCGGGAGCUGUACUAGGAUCUACUGUUGCCAUUGUUAUUUCAAACUAUUGUACCGACCUGUUCGAUGCACGCAGAAAACGCACGACUUCUUUGCCGCAGACGAGAUAUGAGCUAAGUCCAAACCACGUCACUUCCAACGGUAAUCAGCAGACCUGAUGGUAGACUGUAGUUUGCCCUUCGUAGACGGUAUGACUGAUUUAGAAUCAGUUUCAUAUGUUCCUUUCGUUCAAAAGGAAAGAUUCAGCUACUAUAUUUAUUAUAUAGUGAUAAAUCUAAUUUAUUACAUUAUAGUUUUCAAAAACUGAGAAUCACUGAAAACAGACAAAUUUAUUUAUGAGAAACAAAGUAGAUAAGUUAGUGCUGCAUUUAUAAGAUACGUUCUGGGAGCAUGCUAAGAGGAAAUAGAAAUAGAAGAAAACUGACCGAAAGCAGCUGUUAUAUUGCACGUUAAUGGUGCGACGAAAUUGUAUUUUUCUACUUAGAAAUAAACCAACUUUUUACAUACCAUCA